Penicillium canescens is the source of this 474-nucleotide messenger RNA. RefSeq names its product peptidase family M3-domain-containing protein. The coding region runs from base 1 to 474 and encodes 157 amino acids. Gene Ontology annotation, biological process: proteolysis; peptide metabolic process. Gene Ontology annotation, cellular component: mitochondrial intermembrane space. The transcript is spliced from 4 exons. Lineage: Eukaryota; Fungi; Ascomycota; Eurotiomycetes; Eurotiales; Aspergillaceae. The record is from RefSeq and is a predicted model, not a curated record. Gene Ontology annotation, molecular function: metalloendopeptidase activity.
AUGGAGAACUAUUCAACGGCUUUUAUCUCUGGGACUAUUCAUUUUAUAGAGAAGAUUGCAGAGUAUUUCCCUUUGCAAACCACUGUCCAAGGUAUGCUAGGGAUUUUUGAGAGAUUGUUUGGUCUCGUCUUUAAGGAAAUGGUUGUCGACAAAGGCAGUGACAUUGUUUGGCAUGAAGAUGUGCUGGACGAUAAAGACCUAGGAAGUGGAUUCGUUAGCUACCUCUACAUAGACCUGUUCUCACGAGACGGUAAAUAUCCAAACCCAUCGGAUUGGAAUCUCCAGCUAUUCCCUAAGCCUAGCCCUGAUAAACCCAGUCUUCUCAGACAUGAUAACGUUGUAACGAUAUUUCAUGAACUGGGACACGCUAUCCAUGACCUUAUGGCAAAGACUACUUACUCAACUUUUUAUGGUACAAAAUCAACGGAAGACUUUGCAGAAGCGCCUAGCCAGAUACUUGAGAACUGGUGCUAG